UUGUAUCCCCUUCGCGGUAAACAUAUAGUAUUUUUUUGGCUGCGAAAAAAUGAGAAAACUCUGAAAACAAAGAGAUGGUAAAGAUUGUUGAUGGUAAGUCACUGAUGAGUAACAACAAAAUCCGCAACACUACUCUAGAGAUUUGAAGGAACCUAGGGUUACUGAAAUGAACAACAAGAAGAAGAAAGCUAAUAGGAGACUCAAAUGUGUAGGAGAAGAUCGCAUUAGUGAGUUGCCUGAUGCCAUUAUCAUCCAUAUCCUCUCUCUAUUGGCAUCGACCAAAUUAUGUGUAAAGACUUGUGUUUUGUCCAAAAGAUGGCACCAUCUUUGGACCUUUGUGCCUAACAUCAUUUUCGAUGAACAUGACUUCCCAUAUAUUUUGUUUGAUGAACGUCGGCAUCACAUCAUGGAAAGAGUGGUCAACAAAACACUAGCCCUCCGCUCUUCUUCAAAGCUCAAUAAUUUCUCCAUCCAAAUUUCAGAUAUACAAGACAUGUAUCCGUCAUUUGAGUCGUGGCUUCAAUUAGCUGUGGAAAGGGCGGUUGAGUCCCUUACAUUAGAUUUCAUCCACAAUGGCCAUAGCUCCACUGGUUAUUUGUUGCCUCAAUUCCUAUACUCUAAUUCACAUAUCCGAAUUUUAACUACUGAGGUUUGUGAAUUUGUGCCUGAUGGGAGAAUUUCAUGGUCAGCCCUUAAAGAGUUGAGCAUACGGCAAGCAACUUUGACUGAUGAAGUCAUUCAAAAUAUUUUGUACGGGACUCCACUUCUUGAGGACUUAGAGUUGAACUUCUGCCAUGGAAUCAAAUUGCUCGACUUAUCUUUAAAACCUAAGUUGAAAAACUUGGUCGUUAACGUUCAAGUACUUCAUGUUAACGAUAGUAGAUAUUAUCAUUUUGAGCUUAAAAUUGUGGGUCCUUAUGUCGAGACAUUAAAACUUUCCUGGAGUCGGGAUAAUUUCAAGUGUAAGUUGAUGAAUAUGUCUUCUUUAGUUAAAGCUACCCUGGAUAUUGAUUUUUUAGAUGAUGACGAUUACAUUGAAGAGUGGUAUCCCAAUAUGGUUAAGGAGCUCGUUGAGAAUGUUCUUCCUGCUGAGCAACUACAACUAACGAAUUACUGUACCCAGGCUCUCUCAACAUUGAGGAUGGAUGUUAUGGCGUCUCUGUCAUCAAAUUUGAGAUCUUUAGAUGUCGACUGUCGCGGUGAAGAGUACCUCUAUGGGAUUGAAUGCGUUCUUCAGUGCGCACAUAAGCUGGAGAAGUUAGUUAUAUUUUUUGACUAUGGUCGGUCUUCUAAGUCAAAAUAUGAUGGAUAUACGAAGGAUUAUUGGACAAAUGCAGAGAUACCGAGUUGUUUGGAUUCCCAUCUCAAGACCAUCGAGAUAUCUGGCCUGAUAAGAACCCGAGUUGUAGUCGAAUUUCUCCAGUUCUUGCUCAAGAAUUCAAGGGUACUGGACAAGAUGGUUUUACGUCAUUUUAACCAUAAAUACGGUUUGAUAUUGGCCGAGAGGCUGUCAAGCUAUCCAAGGUCUUCGCAGAAAGCAGUGUUUCUAGCUCCUAAGAGCAUCUCCAAGGCUACUCUUAAUUUUAAAGAGCUUUUUCUUUAAAAUAAAGAGCAUAUUUAAUAUAUAGAGUUUAAAUUUUAAUUUUGGUUUAAUGGACUCUUUGAAUUUUAAUUCUUUA
Molecule: messenger RNA, 1679 nt
Organism: Mercurialis annua (annual mercury)
Lineage: Eukaryota; Viridiplantae; Streptophyta; Magnoliopsida; Malpighiales; Euphorbiaceae
Product: putative F-box/LRR-repeat protein At3g18150
Exons: 4
Coding region: 167-1603 (478 amino acids)
Molecular function (GO): protein binding
Source: RefSeq, a predicted model, not a curated record